AUGUCUCGCCCGUUCCCAUACACAUUCAUAUCCUGUCCAUGUGCGCAGCAAACCAGAUCUUCCAAACUCCCGAAACGGAACUCGCAUGAACUCUCACCCAAGAAACAAUCCUCCCCGCGCAAACCUACACCGAAAUUACAACCUACAGAAGACUCGGAUUUAGAAAGCAGCGAAGAUGACGAAGAAGCUGAGCAGACAUUCAAUCCGCGAUCGGCUCGUGCCAACUUCUCGCUGUACCCGCCGGAGCAAUUAUUAUACUGUGAAGACUGCCAUCAGAUAAAGUGUCCGAGAUGUAUUACAGAAGAAAUAGUUUGUUGGUACUGUCCAAAUUGUCUAUUUGAGACACCGAGCAGUAUGGUUCGAAGUGAAGGUAACAGAUGCGCUCGAAAUUGCUUCAGCUGUCCUGUUUGUACCGCACCACUCUCAGUAACCACAUUGGAGAAUACGAUCGAAAACAGCGCACAACAAGGUCCUUGGAUAUUGUCAUGUGGGUACUGCAUGUGGACAACCUUAGACGUAGGCAUCAAGUUCAACAAACCUACCAAUAUACGAUCUCAGCUCUCUAGAAUCUACGAGGAGAAAGGACACGGAAGCUCUAUGCCCACGGGCGAUUCCAAAUCGUCCCUGUCCAUGGGUGGUAAUUUCGAUGAGCUGGAGAGUCUCACAGCGGCGGAGGCCGAGGACAAGGAAGAGCCUUUAGCAACACAAGGGCAACAUGACCACGUUGAGCUAGACACCAACGCAAGAUUUGCAGCUCUCAAACGCUUCUACACAAAACAAAUCGAGGACACCUCUGUCUCAGCUACUGAUCCGCUGGCGUCGGAUUUCGGGGCAGCAUUCUCUUCGCCCAGCGCAUUGAGUCGGAUCAUGUCAAUCUAUACAUCUUCGUCGCAUCUAUAUGGAGGCGGGGCAAAGAAAGCCAAGUCAAAGCCUCCAGUAAUGCGAGAAGCUUUUACUCCAGGUGAAGGUGUCAAGGUAGCCACCGGCGCAAAAGAGCGGUCGAUCAUCAACCGAAUGGCAUCAGAGGAAUGCACGUGGGACGAUAUGCUUUCCAAGGAACAACGAGCAUUUCAAGAUCAGGAGGCGCGAUUCAUGGAAGAGCUUCGCCCUCUACCUGUGUUGUUACGAACGAAACGAUCCAAACGCUGCAAGUCGUGUAAACACAUCCUGGUAAAACCCGAAAUCAAACCUGCAUCAACACGAUUCAGGAUUCGACUUAUCGCACUAAGCUAUAUUCCGCUUCCUACAUUACGACCACUUAUGCCAGCAGCACUGCCUGGACAAUCGGUAUCUGCCACAUCGCUACUUCAGCCGAACCUAGACUCUCUCACACCACUACGACCUAUCCAGUACCUUCUUACACUAAAGAACCACAUGUUUGACCCUGUCAAAGUAACGCUGGCCACUCCGUCUGUGACUCCUGGAAGAAUAGGGUCAAAAGUUACCAUUCUUUGUCCGCAAUUCGACCUAGGCGCAAACAGCGAUGUAUGGGACGAAGCUCUACAGGGGGGACCAGCGGCACCGACUUCCUCGUCAGUAGCAACAUUAACAUCGUCGGGAGGACGAGCUGGGACUGUAGCAGGCUAUGAAAAGGUAGCUGAAGCAGGCAAAGUAUGGGACAAGGGUCGCAAUUGGACAACGGUAGUCUUAGAGGUCGUCCCAGAAGUUUUACCCGGGACGCAACAACCCGGCGUUCCAUCAACGCCGAGCAAAGCCAGCAAGAAAAAAGAUUCUGAGAACGACGAUGAAGAUGAAGACGACACCAACACUCAAUUACGCGAGGAUGAAGACGUUCUCGAAAUCCCCGUCUUUGUACAUAUGGAAUGGGAUGCGGAAAACCAGAUGGAUCAAGAUGAUGGAACGGGUGGAGAUAAGAGUCACAUACGAGAAAGAGCCGGAGGGCACAGUGAGACUCAGAAAUCGGACUCGAUUAAACGUGAAUUGGCGUAUUGGAUGGUGCUUGGUGUGGGUAGAAUAUCUCCUAAACUUUUUUAG
This is a messenger RNA of Talaromyces marneffei, 1995 nucleotides long. RefSeq lists its product as uncharacterized. Lineage: Eukaryota; Fungi; Ascomycota; Eurotiomycetes; Eurotiales; Trichocomaceae. The record is from RefSeq and is a predicted model, not a curated record. The transcript is spliced from 2 exons. Bases 1 to 1995 code for a protein of 664 amino acids. Gene Ontology annotation, cellular component: dynactin complex.